This is a messenger RNA of Cicer arietinum (chickpea), 1511 nucleotides long. Its product is annotated as omega-hydroxypalmitate O-feruloyl transferase. NCBI's taxonomy places the organism in Eukaryota, Viridiplantae, Streptophyta, Magnoliopsida, Fabales, Fabaceae. Gene Ontology annotation, molecular function: acyltransferase activity, transferring groups other than amino-acyl groups. The record is from RefSeq and is a predicted model, not a curated record.
GGCAAUCCUCACCACAUUCUCUCAUGGCUCCUCCAUGGGUUCAAGAACUCCAUCUCAAUCCCAUGACUAUUCCAGUAACCAUUGUCAACAAAUUCUCCGUUACUCCAUCGAAGCCUAUUCCGGUUAAACUAGGCGAUAGCUUAUACCUUUCAAACCUCGAUGACCUGAUUGGAGCGCGCGUGUUCACUCCGACCGUGUACUUUUAUCAAUCAAACAACUUAAGUUCUUCCCAAAAACCAGUCAUUAAAGUACUUGGCCGCGCUCUUGCAGAUGUUUUGGUUCCUUAUUACCCUCUCUCAGGAAGGUUAAGAGAGACCAAAAGCGGUAAAUUGGAAGUAUUUUUCGGAGAAGAACAAGGAGCAUUAAUGGUAGAAGCAAGAUCUAACAUUGCUUUAUCUGAAUUAGGAGAUUUUGCAGCUCCAAACCCAUCUUGGGAACCAUUGAUUUUUAAAUUCCCUAAUGAAGAACAAUACAAAGUCCUAGAAAUGCCACUUGUUAUAGCUCAGGUUACAUUAUUCACAUGUGGUGGAUUUAGCCUUGGUUUAAGGCUUUGUCAUUGUAUCUGUGAUGGAAUGGGAGCUAUGCAAUUUCUAGGAGCAUGGGCAGCAACAGCAAAAUCAGGAACAUUGGUAACAGAACCUGAACCCUGUUGGAACAGAGAGAUUUUCAAGCCUCGUGAUCCCCCUGUAGUGAAAUUUCCUCACAUGGAGUUCAUGAGAAUUGAUGAGGGUUCAAACUUAACAAUGAAGCUAUGGAAAACAAAGCCGGUUCAAAAGUGUUACAGAAUCAAACGUGAGUUUCAAAACCAUUUGAAAGCAGUUGGUCAGCCAUUUGAUGAUGCAGGCUGCACUACAUUUGAUGCAAUGGCAGCACAUAUUUGGAGAUCAUGGGUUAAAGCUCUUGAUGUGAAGCCUCUUGAUUACCAAUUAAGGUUAACAUUUUCAGUUAAUGCUAGACAGAAGCUUAAAAAUCCACCAUUGAAACAAGGGUUUUAUGGUAAUGUGCUUUGUAUUGCUUGUACAACAAGCAGUGUUUCUGAGCUUGUGAAUGGGAAAUUACCAGAGACUACCCUUUUGGUUCGUGAAGCUAGACAGAAUGUAACAGAGGAAUAUUUGAGAUCAACUGUUGAUUAUGUUGAGGUUGAUAGACCAAAACAACUUGAGUUUGGGGGUAAACUUACAAUAACUCAAUGGACAAGAUUUUCAAUUUAUAAAUGUGCUGAUUUUGGAUGGGGUAAGCCAAUUUAUGCUGGUCCUAUAGAUUUAACACCUACGCCUCAAGUUUGUGUUUUUUUACCAGAAGGGGAAGGUGAUUCUUGUUGCGGUUCUAUGAUUGUUUGCAUUUGCUUGCCUGAAUCUGCUGCUCACAAGUUUACACAAGCCUUGUUGAUUGAUUCGGUGUUGACCCAUACAAGUGGAUUUAAUUAGUUCAUAAUACUGUCAAUAAAGCAGCAACAUUGAUGUGUUUUGCAUGUAAUUUUUCCUUUUUAAGAGUUAACUAGAUUAUGGCCC